This is a messenger RNA of Coregonus sp. 'balchen', 921 nucleotides long. Lineage: Eukaryota; Metazoa; Chordata; Actinopteri; Salmoniformes; Salmonidae. The record is from the annotation of a GenBank genome assembly.
AUGUUGACAAAAUUACACAAACAAGUGUUUCCUCCCCCAGGUACACCCAUUGUAGCAGCAAUCGACUCUGUGACGUCCAACAUUUCUAAGUUUGUGGACCACCACAUUAAACCGAUGGUUGAGAAUCUCCCGUCUUAUGUCAGACACUAGUCACAUGACCUCAUUGAUAGAGGGCUUAGGAAGGAUACCAGAGGGCACCCUGCUGGCCACUUCUGAUGUGGAGAGCUUGUACACUAACAUCCCACACACUGGAGGCUUGCAGGCACUGCAACAUUUCCUUCAGAAGAGUGACCCUACCCUUGCUCCAUCCAAUGAUUGCAUCUUGCAACUCACUGAACUGGUAUUAUCCAAUAACUACUUCAUCUUUGAGUCAGACUUUUUACUUCAAGUCCGGGGUGUAGCCAUGGGUUCCCCCUUUGCCCCCAGUUAUGCCAACCUGUAUGUGGGACAAUUUGAGGAAGCACUCACUUACAAAACAGAGACACACCACCUACUUUCUAAAAUCCUCCUACGGAAGAGAUACAUAGAUGAUGUCUUUGUGUUCUGGGAAAGAAGUCAACAGGAACUUUGAACGGUAGUGUACAUUAUUGUUUAAAUUAAUUCCUAACUCUGUUAAACGAGAGCUCUGAAUAUCUCAAAUUCACCAUGCAGACUGAUGAGAGACAAAUAAACUAGCUGGAUUGAUGGAUAAUCAAAGAGAAUGAUGCAGUACAUACAGACUUAUACACAAAGCCCACAGACUGCAAUACCCUGCUACAUGCGGAUAGCAUGCAUCCCCUUCCCUUCAAGAAUGGUCUACCAUAUAGCCAGUUACGCAGGGUUAAACGAAUCUGUGGCCACCAGUUAGAUUUUGACAGCAACGCUAAGAAAAUGAUAGAUACAUUCAAAAUGAGAGGCUACAUACAAGGACAAAACUCUUGA